AUGUGUUCUGUUUCCUUCCUCUGCUCCCCCUCCCCCACCUCUCUGAGACUACUACGUGGGACGCCCACGUCCCUGUGUCCCAGGGCCCCUGUGUCCGCCCGGACGGCAAGGCAGGUGGUGGAAAGGCAGGGGAUGCAAGGGCUCAGCAGCAGGACCUCCGGGCAUCGCUCGCUGUCCGGCUCCUCUGUCUGUCUGGUCUGUGCUCCAGGCUGCCCCGGGCUCCAGCCCAGUCCAGCGCCACGUGUGCCAGGAUCAAGCAUCGCAUGGUGUUUCUGUGGCUGUCUCAGCCCCAGCUCUUGGCCGCCAGCCUCUCCCUCACUUCGUGUCCUCCUGCUCUUGCAAGCUCACCCCACACUCCUGCCCCAGCAGAAGCAGCCUCUGGUUUUCCCUCUGUGCUUUGCUCCAUCCAGCCAACCGCUUGCUCAGAGUGCCCCGGGUAGUUACUGUGCGUCCGUUUUGUUCCAGGCUCCCCUGUGCUCCCCGAGCCACGUGGCCUGUGAUGCUGGGCGGUUGGGCCUCUUGGAUCUCCUCUGUAAAUUUGUUGUGCCCCUCCCCUGCUGCUGCCUGGGGCCUUCACUUGCUCCCCCGUCCACUGUCUAUGUUCUCAGCCUCUGUCUCCCUCUCUGUUGGCGGGGGGACACCCAGCACUCCUCUGGAUUUGACCGGAAUGUUGGCCACAGCUGUUAA
Messenger RNA from Rangifer tarandus platyrhynchus (Svalbard reindeer), 687 nucleotides. NCBI's taxonomy places the organism in Eukaryota, Metazoa, Chordata, Mammalia, Artiodactyla, Cervidae. The record is from the annotation of a GenBank genome assembly.